Messenger RNA from Bipolaris sorokiniana ND90Pr, 1728 nucleotides. RefSeq lists its product as uncharacterized. The coding region runs from base 161 to 1420 and encodes 419 amino acids. The transcript has a single exon. The record is from RefSeq and is a predicted model, not a curated record. Lineage: Eukaryota; Fungi; Ascomycota; Dothideomycetes; Pleosporales; Pleosporaceae. Gene Ontology annotation, molecular function: catalytic activity.
GGUAGGCGUAGUACAUAUAAAUUUUCUUCCAGAUCAUGCCAUUAUGCGUCAUGGGCUCGUCCUCGUAUAUGAAUGAUCCUUUGGUUCGUAUCGUCUCAGAUCUAACCACAUCGUCGGGCCACCUUGAAUUAUACUCUCGCUUCGCUCCAAUCUAGACAGGAUGCCGCAGGUUCUCAAGAUCGCAGCCGCGCAAUCUCGCACCCUCUCUACAACAGCCCAAACCCUCUCAGCCCUUGAAACUACCACCAAGCGCGCUGCAUCUCAGGGAAUAGACAUACUCUUGUUCCCGGAAGCGUACUUGGGCGGAUACCCUCGCACUUGCUCGUUCGGUGCUGCAGUCGGCGCACGCGCGCCCGAAGGUCGCGAGCAAUUCCUGCACUAUUUCCACGAUGCUGUCGAUCUAGGAGACACUCCAAAUGGCGCAGGCGAAGACUGGAUUGACCGAAAGCUCGAAUUACCAAAGGGAAAGGAGUAUAGAGGUGAUGGCACGAGAGAAGAGCUGGAGAGGAUUGCAAAGGAAACGGGUGUAUUUGUCGUGACAGGACUGGUAGAGAAAUCUGGAGGAACACUGUAUUGUGGAUCCGUUUUUGUAGAUCCGAAGAGAGGUGUUUUGGGUAAGAGACGGAAGGUGAUGCCGACAGGCAGUGAGCGCUUAGUAUGGGGGAUGGGCAGUGCGAGUACGCUAAGGGCAGUAACGACCGAGAUCAAGGGCGUGAAGCUGUGCAUGGGUUCGGCGAUUUGCUGGGAAAACUACAUGCCAUUGCUAAGACAGAGUCUGUACAGCCAAAAUGUCAAUCUUUGGUUUGCGCCGACAGCGGAUGCGCGCGAUACUUGGGCUGCACUGAUGCGGACCGUUGGGUGCGAGGGGCGUUGCUUUGUUCUCAGUGCAAACCAGUGCGUCAAGAGGAGGCAUCUUCCUGAGUGGAUAACAGGCGAAACAAGGAAUGAAACAGCCCGCUCGCCAAGCAUCGCAAGCAGUAGCGGAGUUGGUAGAACGAUAUUGCAACAGAGUGGCGGUGCCGCGCGCCGGCGAAGCACCAUCACGAGGACAGAAGACGGCCAUGAGAUCUGCUUGCCAUUGCCCAAGGGACAAGAUGCAAUAACUAACGGCGACUCAUCAGCUAUUGACUCCAUAGAAGAAACCUCCAGCAUCAAACUGCAGUCUUUCUCGCAACCUCGGUCAUGGUCUGCAGACGGUGAAGAGUUCGUCUCUCGCGGUGGCUCAAUAAUCGUAUCGCCUCUUGGUGAGGUGCUAGCCGGACCACUUUGGGAAAAGGACGAUGAGCUCCUUGUCACAGAGGUUGAUUUUGAAGAUUGCGACCGAGGAAGACUUGACUUUGACUCUGCGGGAAGCUAUUCGCGCAUGGAUAGCUUCAAACUCAGUGUCGAGGGUCUUGACCUGAACCCGCCGCCGAUGUAAGAAGCAUGAUAUAUGUUUGAAAAAAGAGGUGGUCAAAAGCUCAUUGCUUGAUGUCUUCUUUAUGUGAACUGAGUCCAGUAUAGUCUUCACGGUUUGUAUAAAUGUAACGUAUAGGUUAUAAAUACCCAAUCUCCUGCGUAGCACCUACUCGCAAAAAUUGGCAGUCAAGUCUUCGCAUUCAAUUUAACGUUUUAACCUCGACAGAAGACUUCAAUAUGUCUCCUAAUUUCGUUACAAAGCGAAUCCAACCCUGUGCGGGAAUGCCGGUCCACGAGCUCGUCUGUGGGCACAUCAUCCAAGCUAUUUUC